Mesoplodon densirostris (Blainville's beaked whale) is the source of this 588-nucleotide messenger RNA. RefSeq names its product HUWE1-associated protein modifying stress responses 1-like. NCBI's taxonomy places the organism in Eukaryota, Metazoa, Chordata, Mammalia, Artiodactyla, Ziphiidae. The transcript has a single exon. The coding region runs from base 1 to 588 and encodes 195 amino acids. The record is from RefSeq and is a predicted model, not a curated record.
AUGACGACGCUCCCGCAGGGGCCUUGCCUGAGCAGGACGCGGCUGCGGCGGCUGCGAGGCCACGGGAGGCCACGGAGGAUGGAGGAGCAGAAGGAGGAGGGUGAGGCCGAGAUCCAGGAGCACGGGCCUGAGCACUGGUUCUCGAAGUGGGAGCAGCAGUGCCUGGCCGAGGACGAGCAGGACGAGCAGUUGCCCCCUGAGCUGCAGGAGGAGGCGGUGGCCGCCGUGCAGCCCGAGCACAAGCAGCAGAAGCUGUGGCACCUCUUCCAGAACUCGGCCACCGCCGUGGCCCAGCUCUACAAAGACCGAGUGUGUCAGCAGCCAGGACUUUCUCUCGGAGUUCCCUUCCAAAAUGCAGCCACUGCCGUCACCAACCUUUACAAAGAAAGCGUGGAUACACAUCAGCAAAGUUUUGAUAUUGGAAUUCAAAUUGGCUAUCAGCGACGCAAUAAGGAUGUGUUGGCUUGGGUUAAAAAGCGCAGAAGAACUAUUCGUAGAGAAGAUUUGAUCAGCUUCCUGUGUGGAAAAGUUCCUCCACCGCGACACUCUAGAGCUCCCCCAAGACUGACUGUAGUGUCCCCUAACUGA